Molecule: messenger RNA, 2654 nt
Organism: Exaiptasia diaphana
Lineage: Eukaryota; Metazoa; Cnidaria; Anthozoa; Actiniaria; Aiptasiidae
Product: glutathione gamma-glutamylcysteinyltransferase 1
Exons: 1
Coding region: 444-1370 (308 amino acids)
Biological process (GO): cellular detoxification of cadmium ion; detoxification of copper ion; response to metal ion
Molecular function (GO): glutathione gamma-glutamylcysteinyltransferase activity; metal ion binding
Source: RefSeq, a predicted model, not a curated record
CCCCACCCGGAAAAAGGAUGCUCAAAGUAGGAAUGAAAAAGAAGAUGCAAGAAAAGUAUGCAACAAGUCUGAGACUAAAUCAACGUGGAACUCUACAAGGAAAAGGUAGAAAGAAAAGGGCAAUUAGCCAAAACUUAUAAAGGAAGAAAAAAGGGAAGCCUAGAUGGAUGAAAAUGUGUCCAUCUGUGAGGGCAUAUUUAGGCAAAACGUGGGAUUGCUGAUGCGCCUCGUAACUCAUCUCGAGUUAGUUCUGCUUGCUUAGGACCUAAGACAACGGAAGAACUAGAGACGAAAGCAAAACACGGCCAUUGCAUAUUCUUAACGACACCAGGAAGGAAUUUUAAAAGCCGUAUAGUGCUCGUUCCAGCUUUUUUCCGACAACCAAAAGGAACGCCUGACAAAAAUUGCCGAAGAUCAAACGAUCAGAAGUCAAUAGUUACAAGAUGGCAAAAGCAAAAUCGUUUUAUGGUAGAGAUCUUCCCGAAUUAUUGGUUGAUUAUCGUUCUAAUGAAUCUAAAGUUCGACUUCUUCGCAGUUUAUCAAAGGGAACAGCCGUUCCUUUUCUCUCUCUCUCCUCGUGCUUUAAUACCCAGUCUGAGCCGGCCUUUUGUGGACUGUCCACGCUUGCUAUUAUCUUAAAUUCACUGAGAAUCGACCCUCAAAGACUUUGGAAGACUCCAUGGAGGUGGUUUUCAGAGGAGCUUUUGGACUGCUGUCGUCCCUUAGAGGUCGUAAAGAAGGUUGGUAUCACAAUGGAGGAGUUUCAGUGUCUUGCACAUUGCAAUGGAGCAUUAUGCAAGUUAGUCAGGCCAAAACACGACGAAGAAGAUUUCAAAAUGUUUUCAAAGGCACUUUUCUGUGCUUGUACUGGAGGCAGAAACUUGAAAUGUGAGAAGAAAGACUUGAACUGCUAUGAACGAGAGAAUAUCACUUGCGAAAGUGAGAAUUUUGAUGAAGAGAAUCCAAGUACAUAUAUGGCAAUAUCAUAUAACCGCAAAGUCCUGAAUCAGACAGGCACUGGCCACUACAGUCCAGUCGCUGCCUAUGACGAGGAAUCUAACUCUGCUUUGAUUCUGGAUACUGCUAGGUUCAAGUAUCCACCAUACUGGGUUUCUUUGCAAGUUCUUUUUCAGUCUAUGCUUGCUGUAGAUGACACAACUGGGAAAAGUCGUGGUUAUUUCUUGGUUACUCCAAAAGAUGAAUUCCAAGGUAGACGUGUUUGCUGUGUUUGGAAAGAGCUACAGAGUAGUGAUGAGAAAAGUGAAAGGCAACUGGAUGAACCUCACCCAAUGUACAGCUUACAGAAGUUAGGUAUUUGUAAAUCCAAAGGAUCACAAGACAAGCUAGAAUCACAAGAUAAGCUAGAAUGAUUCAUUAUAGUUGACAUAUAAAUAAAGAAAUUAACCCCACCACAUGGAAWUUCAACAACAGCUGGACUGCAGUCAUCUAAAAUUUGUGCUAUUUACAAAGAAACAUAGGUAGGUUGUGGGUUGAUCAAACAUUUCUUUGUAAAUUCAAUAAGAUAUUUAAUAUUUCUAAAAAGGUUGCAGUUCAGCUGGUAAUUUUGCAAAGGUUGUCAAACUCACAAAACUAAUUUGAUCUGAUUUUUCUCAAUUGUAGUGAGGUGUAAAAAUAUUCAUGUUUCGUUAGUUAAUAAAGUGAUUUUAGACUCACAUCUUAUUUCUGAGAGGAAUUCUCCAAAGUUAAUAUGACUUUGUAUGUCCUGAUAGAAUACUUUAAAUGAUAGGGGUAUAGUCAUGUAGAAAUAGGGUACUUGUUUAUACACAAUAGUAUUAUAAAUACUCUCCCUGUUUAUGGAACCUUUUGAAUAGAGAUUUCUAUUACAUUUCCUUGAUAAAUGUAAAAAGAGAAGAUAUAUUACAUAUGGGAUAGAUGUACAGCAGUCACUAAAAACAGGAUAAAAAAAUCUAUAGAAAAGUCUCUCAGCAGAAAACCAUCCCCUGUUUGCUAAAGAAAUCAACGUAACUAGAUGCUAUUAGGGUGUUUUGUCAGGCUGCAUUACAGGGUAGUCACGUGAUAAAUGACGUCACAUCCUGUAAUUUUCUUUCAAGCAAUCAACAAAUGGUGAUAAAAAUCGUACCUUUUACUCUGAGGAGCUAGUUCCAGCUUGUUGAGCAGAAAGAUGGCGUUUAAUGCGAGGAAAAUGAAAAGAGGACUUUAGUGUUGUGCUUAUCCUGAGUUUGUUCUGAAAUUUAUUGUCAGAGUUGUACGUUUGCAACACAUGCAAGCACUUUUCAUAAGCAAAGACAGCUGCAUCUACGAUAAUAAUCUUUAUUACUUUACAAUGUAAAUAUCAUAACGAUACAUCGGAUAAAAUCGGCAAUAUUAGCAAUAUGCAUAAUACACCUAAUAGAUCUUCAAGAAAUUAUGGGAUAUCCAAAAGGCAAAAGCAAACAUAUUCAUAUAAAUGUAGUGCCGAAAAAUGUCUUUUCCUGAUAAUUUCUGUCUUCAUAAUUUGAAUUAAUGAUUUAAAAAAAAUUCAAAUGUGUCGAGUUUUUUUUAUUUAAUCCCAUAGCGUUUUUAAAGUCCUACAGUCUAUAAAGUUAUUGUUUAUUGCCCCCUGGGCAUCCUAUAGUUUCAAUUCACUAAACGCUGUGUUCAUAUCAUCAUGCAUAUUAAAGACGUAAAUUAUU